This is a messenger RNA of Scophthalmus maximus (turbot), 892 nucleotides long. RefSeq names its product peptidyl-prolyl cis-trans isomerase. Gene Ontology annotation, cellular component: intracellular membrane-bounded organelle. Bases 129 to 626 code for a protein of 165 amino acids. Gene Ontology annotation, biological process: protein peptidyl-prolyl isomerization; protein folding. Lineage: Eukaryota; Metazoa; Chordata; Actinopteri; Pleuronectiformes; Scophthalmidae. The record is from RefSeq and is a predicted model, not a curated record. The transcript is spliced from 5 exons. Gene Ontology annotation, molecular function: peptidyl-prolyl cis-trans isomerase activity.
CUUUAUGUCAACAUAUGCCCAGAGCCAUAUAAACAGACCUAAACAAACCCAGUGAGUCUGACGCGCCGUAAGGAAUCACUGAAGUGCAGCGUUUAUAUUCUAACCAACGCAGUGACGCGUUCGUAAACAUGGGAAACCCCAGAGUUUUCUUCGACAUGACUGUUGAUGGCGCUAACAUCGGCAGGAUUAUAAUGGAGCUCCGGGUUGAUGUGGUCCCAAAGACAGCAGAAAAUUUUCGUGCUUUGUGCACCGGAGAGAAAGGUUUUGGCUACAAGGGCUCCACGUUUCACCGCGUUAUCCCAAAAUUCAUGUGCCAGGGUGGGGACUUUACCAACCACAAUGGAACUGGAGGCAAAUCCAUCUAUGGAGAGAAGUUUCCUGAUGAGAACUUCCAGUUGAAGCAUGGCGGCAUAGGGACACUGUCCAUGGCUAAUGCUGGGCCCAACACCAAUGGCUCCCAGUUCUUCAUCUGCACAGCUUCAGCUGAGUGGUUGAACGGGAAACAUGUGGUGUUUGGCAGCGUUGUGGAUGGCUUGGAUGUUCUCAAGGCAAUUGAGAAGCAUGGCACAAAGAGCGGCACUACUAAAGCAAAGGUUGUCAUUGCCGAUUGUGGUGAACUAAAAUAGUGCAAGUCACUCAGUUCCUUCAGGUCAGUCCGCUUUUAUGAUCAGAUGUAUCCUUUAUCAUCCACAUCCCAGUUAAACUCUGAGAUGGUGCAUAGCUGCAAUAUGUGCAGAAAACCCCCUACUAACAAUUUGUCCUCUAAAAAAUGUUGGUCUACUAUUCUUUGUGUCUUAUUUUGUACCUUACAAUCUGUUCUCUAAGGACCACCUUUGUUGACAAAACCGAACUUAAAUAAUGAUGAUGGUGUAAAUAAAGCAAUUGCACAGCC